AUGUCAUCCGAAAAGCCCACAAUCCUCCUUAUCCCAGGUGCAUGGCUUCCCGCCAGCGCCUUCGAAGAUGUAGCCACCAUCCUCCGGGCUCGAGGGUACCCCGUCCAAACAAUGACAUUACUAUCAGUCGGCGGGCCAACAUCAACAACAGUAGCCGACGAUGCGGAAGAUAUCAGACAACGUUAUCUAAACCAACUUAUCACGGAAGGCAAAGAGGUCAUCGUUGUCAUGCACUCGUACAGUGGUAUCCCCGGUGCAGAAAGCGUAAAGGGUCUCGCACGCAAGGACCUCGCAGCGCAGGGUAAGAAGGGUGGAGUAAUUGGAUUAAUCUACAUUACAGCAUUCCUGAUCACAGCCGGUCAGAGUGUUGCAUCGAUCCUUGGUGAAUACAUGGACAUUGCCAUGUCAUUCGAUGGCGACAAAGUAUACCCCAAAGAUCCGCAGGCGAAAUUCUACAAUGACCUCGAGGACGAGAAAGCAGCUAAACAUGUUGCGGAACUGGUAUACCACGCCAAAGCUAGCUUUUACACGCCGCUCACGUACGAGGCGUACCGUGACGUUCCUACGACAUUCCUGCUCUGUAAGAGGGAUGCAUCUAUACCUUUCGAGGUACAGCAGGGGAUGGCUGCAGCUGUGGGGGAAGGGGUGGUGCGGACGUAUACCUGCGAGGGGGCACAUUGUGCUAUGCUGAGUGUCCCGCAGGAAGUUGCUGAUGUUAUUGAUGAUACUGUGAUUAAUGGAGUUUGA
Messenger RNA from Penicillium cataractarum, 747 nucleotides. Its product is annotated as alpha/beta hydrolase. The record is from RefSeq and is a predicted model, not a curated record. Lineage: Eukaryota; Fungi; Ascomycota; Eurotiomycetes; Eurotiales; Aspergillaceae. The transcript is spliced from 2 exons. Bases 1 to 747 code for a protein of 248 amino acids.